Phycomyces blakesleeanus NRRL 1555(-) is the source of this 2005-nucleotide messenger RNA. RefSeq lists its product as hypothetical. Bases 29 to 2005 code for a protein of 658 amino acids. Lineage: Eukaryota; Fungi; Mucoromycota; Mucoromycetes; Mucorales; Phycomycetaceae. Gene Ontology annotation, molecular function: RNA methyltransferase activity; RNA binding. The record is from RefSeq and is a predicted model, not a curated record. The transcript has 7 exons. Gene Ontology annotation, biological process: RNA processing.
UUUUAUUAUUAUUUGUUAAUAUUUUUUGAUGUUCGCGUACGCCCGUUCUCUCUUGAACUCAGUCUUUCCCAAGAAGCGAUCCCUUGAGGAGGACCAAGACGACCAGUCCCUAGAACACCAGACCAAGAAACUCAAGAUGGAAGAAACCACCGUAGCAGAUACAAACCCUGAAGCUCAGCCUGCCACCGUGGCUGUUGAGCCCACUCUUAUCUACCGUGUCAAAGUCAACAACCUCCCUGUUAGAGACGUGGCUGGCACAAAGAAGUUCCUCACCAAACUGGGAUACCCUCGCUUUAAAAAAGCUCCUGAGUGGAACUAUGCUUACAUCUCUUUCAACACCAAGGAAGAGGCAGAGAAGGCUAAAGAGCAACUGGAUGGUCAAAAGUUCAAGAAAGAUAUCCUUGAAGCAGAGGUUGUCAUAGCCACCGAAGAUUCUUAUAGAAAGAGAUUCAUGUCAAAGGCUUCUGAAAAGAAACAAAAGGAAGAGGAAGCCAAUGAUACUCGUACACCCUCAGAAAAGCUUGCUGAUCAGGUCACUCCCUUGCACAAAGUUCCUUACGAGAAACAGUUACAACAAAAGGAGCGUGUUGGUAUCAAGCAUCUCUCUACACUCAAGAGAACAAUAGCAAACCUCAAAGAUAUCACAGAAAAGGGUAGAAAAGAGAUUGAGUGGGCCCGUCAACCUGGAGCUUUGCCUUGUCCUAUUUCAAGCAUCAUUCCUUCUCCUGAAAUCAACGGCUACCGUACAAAGUGCGAAUUCACAAUUGGAAAGGAUCUUGAUGGCAGAAGAACUGUAGGAUUCUUGUUGGGUCUUUACCGUGCUGGAAUUACCGCCGUACUCGAGCCAAGUGAAUGUCUUAACGUAUCUACAACCGCCAAGCGCAUCGCAAAGGCCAUGGGUGAUUAUGUCCGUGCCUCCGAAUACGAUGUCUAUGACCGGUCUACCAAGACCGGUGUCUGGCGUACCCUGAUGACCAAAACACAGCGAACUGGAGACAAUAUGGUCGUUGUUCAGAUGAGAUCUGAAGAUUUGAAACCCGAGCAGGUCGAGGCUGAAAAGGCCAAUUUGAUUGCCUACUGGGACAGUUUUAAGGAUAAGCCCGAGGAUGAGAAGAUUGUGGUUACAACCUUGUUGUUCCAGAUCUGGAAUGGCGAUGCUAACGGUAUCACCGACAAGGCUCCCACUGAGGUCUUGACAGGUGAUGGCUAUGUAUAUGAAGAGCUUUUGGGCUGUCGCUUCCGUAUUUCCAGCAGUGCAUUUUUCCAAGUCAACACCCCCGCCACAGAGCUCUUGUAUGCCAAAUGUGCCGAAUGGUGCAACAUUGACAAGACUAAAAAGACCACUCUUUUGGAUCUUUGCUGUGGUACAGGAACGAUCGGUAUCACCAUGGCCAAGUCCGUUGACCGUGUUGUGGGUAUCGAGAUGGUCCCAGAGGCAAUUGUCGAUGCCAAGGCAAAUGCAGAGAGAAACAAUAUUACCAAUGUUGAGUAUUUCGCAAGCAAGGUCGAAGAUAGAAUUGAUAUCGUCACAAAUGCUACCAACGAAGAGGUUGUUGCUAUCUUAGAUCCUCCUAGAAAUGGUGUUCAUGCUUCUGUCAUCCGUGCUGUCCGUGAAUCUUCAAAAAUCAACAAAGUUAUUUUCAUUAGUUGUGAUGCUAAACAAGCCAUGGCAAACUUUACUGCUUUGUGCCGCCCUCAGUCAAACCGAUUCAAGGGUGUUCCUUUCAAACCUACCAAGGCUAUCUCUAUAGACCUUUUCCCCCACUCUGACCAUUCUGAGCUCAUGAUCGAAUUCGAGCGUAUCGAACUCCCUACAGAAGAUGAAGAGAAGAUGAAGGAAAAUGAAAAGGAAGAAGAGACCACAACAAUCAAGAUAGAAACCAUUGAGACCACAGUAGAAGAAACUAUUGUGGAAGCCAAGGCUGCAUCUCCAGUUGAGUCAGUAACAGAGGUUGAGACCACCGUGGAAACUGUGGUAGAAACCGAAGUUGAGACCCAAGAAUAA